Molecule: messenger RNA, 6720 nt
Organism: Crotalus tigris (Tiger rattlesnake)
Lineage: Eukaryota; Metazoa; Chordata; Lepidosauria; Squamata; Viperidae
Gene: LMTK2
Product: lemur tyrosine kinase 2
Exons: 14
Coding region: 262-4539 (1425 amino acids)
Biological process (GO): protein phosphorylation
Molecular function (GO): ATP binding; protein kinase activity
Source: RefSeq, a predicted model, not a curated record
GCCCUCUCUCAGGUAACCCGGAAGAUGGCGGCGGCGGCGGCGGCUGGGAUGAGGCGAGGCGCCGCUGCCGGCCGUGCCGCGUGAGGGAAGCGGAGUGGCGGCGGCUCCUCCGGGCCGGCCUCCUCCUCCUGCUGUUGCUUUGCGCCGUCGUUCUCUGGCGGGAACCCAUGCCGGCCCCUCCGAGCCCCGCCGGCUGAGGCGAGACAGGCCCGGCUGCGGACCGCGCUGAGGACUCGGGCUGCCCCCCCCCCCACUCCCGAGAUGCCGGGCCGCUUGCUGCGCCCCGCGCUCGGCUGGGGCGGCCUCGGACUCUUCUGCUUGUGGCUGGGCGGCAGCCAGGCGGCUCCGCUGCCGCCCGCGGGGCCAGGAGAAGAGGCAGCUUUUGAAGUUUCCUAUUCUUUGGUGGUUCUUUCUGCCGGUGGCCUCUUAGUUUUGAUACUCCUGCUUGUAAACUGUGUUUCCUGUUGUAAAGAUCAAGAGAUUAACUUUAAGGAAUUUGAAGACAAUUUUGAUGAUGAGCUAGACUUCACCCCGCCCGCAGAAGACACCCCAACAAUUCAGUCUCCAGCGGAGGUGUUUACACUCACGGUGCCCAGUGCUUCUCUCCCAGCUCCAUCCCAAUUCCAACUUCCAACAGAAGAUCUGAAAUCUCAGGUGGCUCGUCAGAAUCUCAAUUACAUCCAAGAAAUAGGAAAUGGCUGGUUUGGGAAGGUUCUGCUGGGGGAGAUUUACACCGGCACUAGCGUAACCAGAGUCAUUGUGAAGGAGUUGAAAGCCACUGCAAAUCUCAAGGAACAGGAGCGGUUUUUGAGAUAUGGGGAGCCAUAUUUUAUCCUUCAGCAUCCCAAUGUUCUCCGCUGUACCAGCCAAUACGUGGAAGCCAUUCCUUAUCUGUUGGUAUUUGAAUUUUGUGACCUGGGUGACCUAAAAGCCUACCUUUGCAACGAGCAAGACAACAUUAAAGGAGAUUCUCAAAUAAUGCUGCUACAGAGGAUGGCCUGUGAGAUUGUGGCGGGACUUGUCACGAUGCACAAACACAAUUUUGUGCAUGGAGAUUUAGCUUUAAGGAAUUGCUUCCUUACGUCUGAUUUAAACGUAAAAAUUGGUGAUUAUGGAAUAGGAUUCAGUAGGUACCAGGAAGAUUAUAUUGAAGCAGAUGAAAACAAACUCGUGCCCCUCCGAUGGACAGCUCCAGAACUAGUGACCAGCUUUCAGGAUCGGUUGCUAACAGCAGAACACACGAAAUACAGCAACGUCUGGGCCCUGGGAGUGACACUGUGGGAACUUUUCAGUGGCGCCACGAAGCCUUACUCCGAGCUCUCUGACGAGGAGGUUUUGACGCAAGUCAUCAAAGAGAAACAGACCAAGCUGUUGGAACCCCCGCUUGAGCAGCCUUAUUCUGAUCGAUGGUAUGAAGUUCUGCAGUUCUGCUGGCUGUCUCCGGAAAAGCGAGCCACGGCCGAGGAAGUCCACAAGCUUUUAGUCUAUCUCUGCAUGCAAAGCCAAAGGGAUUCCGUAAUUGAUCCUGAACAGUGGGACGACCUCAAGCCGAACGUUUCAAACCGAGAGCCUUUGGGGAGCUCUGCCUUUCCGAUCCUGGAUCAUUUCAACGGCAGCCGGUUUGGCCGCGAGAUGGAGGAGGUUCUCACGGUAACCGAAACGAGCCGAGGACUCAACUUUGAGUACAUUUGGGAGGCCGCCAAGCACGACCACUUUGAAUGCAGUCAGUCAAACCCCGUUGAAACCAAGACUUACACAAACAUCUUCUUCCCGGUGGAAGUUUUUGAGAACACGCUGACCGAGCAAGGGCCUGGAGCUCAGGUUGAAAGUGGACAGGAAGUUUCCCUGCUGGUGCCUGGAGAACUUCCUGUGUUUAACGCCCGCAAGCCUUCGGUGGGAAGUGAUUAUUACAUCCAGUUAGAAGAAAAGAUUGGAGGCUGCAGUAGCCUCAACUUUGACCACCAGGUGGCUGAAUGGACGACAGAAGUGGACAGUUCUGAAGUUCUGAACGACAAAAAGGGUCACGUUGUGGUUCUAGAACACUUUGCUGCUGAAUCUACCACCGAUGGGGAUAUUUUCUGUAAUAAUACAGAUCCCAAGGAAGAGAAUUUGCACAGGGCUGACCCAGUUGACCCUUCCCCAAAUGGUGGCGUUGACAAAAAUGAACAAUUGGCAAAUGGCAGACUUGGUAGACUUGAUUUAGCUGAUAUAAAUGAUAUUCGUCUGGAGCUGCAGGCAAUUUCAUUCUCAGAUCCUGAGGAAUCUACCUGUGGCCUGCCCAAGAAGGAAAGCUCUCCGCUUGCUUCUCAAAAUGAUUACUUGCAGGAAGAUACCUCACAGGAGUCUGAACUUAGCCAGCUGACUUUAGAGGAGCUAUCUGACAACUUCCUUUUUCUUCAGGAGAAGAAUCUAUUAAAGCAGACAGCGAGGAACCAAACCGAUAAAACAGACCCACCAAAUAUGAACUCUUUGGGAGUUGAAUGUAACAUGAGUGGGAAAGUUCAUGACACUAAAAAGGACUUUCUUGGGCGAAUAAGGGCACUUCCUGGUUCCCCUGUGAUAGAUAAGCAGCUCCUGUUCUCCUUUUCUAGCCCUGGGACAAGCCCUCCUAACCGAAUAGUUGGAGAUAACUCUACCCAGAAUCCUGCUGCUUCUUGCAUUGGAAUGAAAGAAGUCUCUGAGCUCGGUUCAACCCAGGUCAAAAACCAGACCGAUGACAUCAGCUCAUGUCCUGGUGUCACACUCAAUGCUCAAGAAAAAAGCGAGGAAAAUAAACAGGAACUUCAACACAGCCCUCGUGCCUGGGAGCUGAGCCAUGAAAUAAACUCUAAGAAAUCAGAAGAAGAUAACUCUGAUCUUCUAAAGGGAAGUGGUAGAACGUCUCAAGUUCAAAGGUCUGACAGAGAGGGUCUUCUCCCCACAGAUCGUAUCAGUCAUGACAGCCUACUAGAAGACAGUUCCUCGGGGUCAACCCCAAGCCUGGGACAACUGGCAGAUACACCAGACUCGUUUGAGACAUUAGACAUUAACGAAGGUUUAGAAUCCUUUGAGCCAGAGAGCCCUCAGAAAUGUCUGCCCCCCGAUAAACCUGCCGAUAGCGGUUAUGAAACUGAAAAUCUAGAAUCUCCCGAAUGGACGUCACAUCUUCUGGGCAGCAAUUCUAACGAAUCAGCUUUAUCUAACGCCGGGGGAGAUCUUUUGCAGGAGAACCCCGUGGUCAUCGUGUCGGCAGAGGUCAAUUCUUACGCCGACCCAACAAAGAUGGAUAAUUUUGAAGCAACCCAAACAGUUCUGGAGGGCACCCAUAAUUCAUAUAGAGAUUCGGCCUAUUUUUCCGAUAACGAUUCCGAGGUAGAUAAGAAAGCGGAGGUCACAAAUCCAUCCCAAAAGCCAACAGUAUUAGCCAAGGACCACCCGGAUUCCUUUGAAAUGGAAAAAGCUGGGAAUACAGAAAAUGCUUUAAGCAGCAAUGAAGUAGCUAAUUAUCAGUUCAUCCAUGACCUGACCUCACCGCUGGAUGUGGAUGGAGAAGACCACGAGUCUGACGAAAGGAAACAGGAGUGGCUUCGUAAAACCGAGGAUACGGCUUCGUUGCCGCAGCUCCCUGACCUAGAACGCAUAGUUGAAGAUGAAAUAUAUGAGGCUUUCCCUACAAGUGUCUCCUGCACAGGCACCAGUACGGCAGAUUUUUUCCCCGAGGGUGAUCUGAAGCUCAUGCCCACCUUGUACGGUGCUCCAGACACCUUUGAAACAUCCUUCUUGGGUCAGCUUGAAGGCCAUAAGCUGAAAGAACCAGACAUUGAAGGCAAAUAUCUCGGUAAGCUUGACGUGUCUGGGAUGCUGGAUCGCUCCUUAGACGAGGAGGAUGCGGACGAGGAGGAUGGAAACAGUGACGAUUCGGAGGACGAUAUGAAGACCUUCCAUCUCCAGGGGCUGAGCUCUGACAGCGAUGAGGAUAUUAUGACGCAUCAAGUGCCGGAGAUCAUUAGCGACGGCAACGAUGGGAAGCAUCUGAGAAGCUUGCUGAAGCAGCCAAAGCAACAGGAGGGGAAUAAUUCUACCGAGGCCUUUCAGAAGAAUGGGAAAAAAGCAGUAACGUUCUUUGAUGAUGUCACUUUAUAUCUUUUUGAUCAGGAAAUGCCAACCAAAGAACUCGGAAAGCGUAUUGCCGAAUCAAACUCCAAUCACACUCCCGCCCUUGCUGCCAGUUUUGGUUACUUGAAUAAAUUCACCAGUUCGGAAAGCUCUACGGACGAAGAAGGAGGUUUUGAGUGGGACGAUGACUUCCCUUCUCCUGGGCCCUCCGUGAUUUUGAAGGCAGCCAGCACCCUCAUCAGCUCCAAGACUUCCUCUCUUCAGACCUCAAAGUACCUCUCUCCUCCACCGCCCCUCCGAAGCCCCGAGCAGGACUGGUUCCGCCCUUCCCCUUACUCCAGGUUCUCUAUCUCACCCGCAAACAUUGCAAGCUUCUCACUCACUCACCUUACAGACUCGGACAUCGAACAAGGAGGGAGCAGUGAAGAUGGAGAGAAAGAUUAAGAGCUGGAAGCUUCUCUCUCGGUCCGUCCUGGCGAUGGUGGGGGAAACACCUCUGCUUUGGACUACGAGCCAUUUAAAAGAUAAAAGUUGCAUCUGAAGACUUACAAUUAAGUCCUACAAUCCAAUAACCCAUAAAACGACGGAGAGAUCACGUAGUCAGAAGCGGAAUUUGGAGUGGAUGCAUUUCACAGUGUACUACCGGUAUUUUUGAAAAGCGGUGCAUUUUGCAUUUCCUCUUUAACAAAUUAAUAAUAAUAAUCAAAAACAGACCUCCCUAUGCUAGCUCUCUCCCAGUACUUGAAAUAUCCUCCAGAGGAUUUGUACCACAGUGACAUUCUGGUUUAUAUAUAGGAUUGUAAUAUACUUUUUUGGGGGGAGGGUGGGGGUGUAACCAUGUAUUAUCUGUGCGAACGUGUAAAAUUGUAUAUAGUUGAGUUGCAGAUAACUACAUUCCUCGAUUGGGCUGAGAGCUGUGGUAUAGCCAGCCAUAUUUUGCAGGGUUUUGCUCCUUGCUUAGCUGUAGGCGUGCUAGUUGUGUCCUUGCCAAGUCCUUUUGCAUUGUACAAAGCCUUCUGGACCAAUGGGAAUUGUAGUACUGGCUUAUUUAAAUUGGUUUCAUUUUACUCUUGUGUCUCUUUCCAGACAAUCUUCUUGUCAGAGAAUGCAGAACUUGAGUCUUCUGGUAGUUCAUUUCUUUUCUUUUCUUUUUUAAGGAUUUCUCCCACUUGGAGAUAAAGAGGAAGAUAAUUCUCACUUACAAUUAACGGGGGUUGGUGGAUCAGCUUGUUUUUAUUUGUAGUUGGUUAAAAAUGGUGACGGUGAUGGCCUACUGUUUCUUGAGUUUUGCUUGUUUUUUGUAAGGGAAAUUGUCUGGGGUCUUGUUGGAUGUGUGUGUUUGCGGUAUGCCCAUCCAAACGAUCCCCUUGGUUACUGGACAACUUCUAGAAUUCUCCAUGUCCACUUGAAGGAUCUGUCAGCAUCUGGUCGCCAUCCGAUAGGAGAUUGUUUCACUUCCGCCAUUAGUGACCUUUCUUUUUGAAGUCAGGUACUUCCCCCCCCCCCACAAAAAAAGAGGCUUUAAUAGAUUUGGGUUCCUGGUCUUCCUGGUUCUCAAGCAUGAGUGUGAAUCACAACAAUCUUCAGUAGAUCUUUGGCUUUUCCAUGACUGAUGUAAAGGAGGCUUCCCGUAGGUUUUCUCCCAUAAGAGUUCUCAAAAUAAUUGUCACAAGAUCUUUAAGGAUGCAAGCUGCAACUUAUGAGCUAAAUAGGCAGUAGUUCCUUCACCCCAGUUGUUCUAGCCCUGCUUAAAGGAUCUUUUCUGAGCUCCAUCAACUUUGUAUAGACCUGUCUGAACGUUCCUAAAAUAGGAGAAGGCCAACUGCGACAAGCACAGUUUUAGUUACACGUUACGUAGGCAAGUACGGUAGCUCUCGCUCUUUCGCUCUCUUUAAAACUUGAUUCUCAUUCGAAAAACAAGCCUUUGUGCUGUUUUGUACCUUUUGCUCCCACAAUUUGGCAGAGGAAGAAUAUGCUUGCAACCUAUUUGUAAAGCUGUUGGGUCAUCCUACAAAAGGAACUGCUGAAAGUACGAAUUUUGGAGAACUUCUCAAGAGAAUGAAAAAAAAAAAUACUGUAGGGUUGGACACAAGCGUGUGUAUUUUUAAUCCUUCAUCUGGAUUAGUAUCUUGGAAGCUUAUGUGAAGGAUAGCAAUGCAUAAAAUAGGUAAGCAUCUUAAGAAUUCGGAAAAACAGUAGCAUCCUGAGAAAUGCUUUUGCUUCUGGGGUUCAGCUUCAGCACCUGCCAACGUGCUCUGCUCUUAGGGGGUGGUCCUUGACAGAUCCAACAUCUCCUCCUUGACUGGCAGCCUCGGGUCUGGCCUUCUCCACUCUUGGAGACACUUGCAAUCUGAAGGGAGACCUCUUCUAAGAUGAUCAUAUGUAGGGAACUCAGAACCGAGUAUUCUCAACUCUUGUGUUGGGUCGCAGAGUCUGCCUUGGCCCUUGACCUUGCGUGUUAGGAAUGUGGAUGUUGUCUGUGGCAGAUGUCCCCAGGAUACGCUUCAAAUAACAUGAGAUCAACACUCCCUUCAAGGCAGAAGACAUCUUAAUGGCGAAGACCAGUUGGUAGAAUUGAGCCAAAUGGAUGUUACUAUUCCUUCAUUUUGGAGUCUUGCAAUUGAC